Penaeus chinensis is the source of this 1205-nucleotide messenger RNA. Its product is annotated as zinc finger protein 513-like. Gene Ontology annotation, biological process: regulation of transcription by RNA polymerase II. The record is from RefSeq and is a predicted model, not a curated record. Gene Ontology annotation, molecular function: DNA-binding transcription factor activity, RNA polymerase II-specific; RNA polymerase II cis-regulatory region sequence-specific DNA binding. The annotation marks the transcript as partial. NCBI's taxonomy places the organism in Eukaryota, Metazoa, Arthropoda, Malacostraca, Decapoda, Penaeidae. The transcript has 2 exons.
UGUGUUGCCGCCUCGGACUCAGAAGCGCUUCGGUGAGCGCGGCUGUGAUCUGCAGAGGAGAGAGGAUGACGGGCAGGGGAGAAGGGUGGGUGGCGGGGAGGGAGGAGGGAGGAGGAGGCCCGAGGAGGAGGGGCCGCCCGUGGCCCAGUCAGCGCUGACCAGCCCUUCUGUUUGCAGUGGUGCGGCGUGGUGCGCCUGCGCGAGCCCCCCCCGCUGCGCCCCCCCGGCCCGGCCAAGAAGUUCCAGUGCGACUUCUGCGGCAAGAGUUUCCAGUGGCAGAGCAACCUGCAGCUGCACGUGCGCAGCCACACGGGCGAGAAGCCGUACCCGUGCCUGCGCUGCUCGUACCGCGCCACGCAGCGCUCCGACCUCACCAAGCACAUGCGCAUCCACACGGGCGAGAAGCCGUACGUGUGCCCGCACUGCCCCUACCGCGCCGCCUACACGUCGUCCCUCAAGGACCACAUCCUGCUGCACCACCGGAGCGCCGAGCCGCUGCCGCCGCCGCCGCCGCCGCCGCCGCCCGCGCUGCCGCACUAGAGGGCGGACAGCGGCUGCAGGCGGCCCGCGGGGAGGGCGCGAGUAUCCCUGGCGGCGCCGGCGGGGACGAAGGGCCUCGGCGCCGCCCUCCUCCCGCAGCCCAGCGGGGCCUCGAUGUACUGUGGGAAAAGCUAAGUGCGCCGUGGGGCGCGCCGUGGCGGCGUUGGGGGGGGGGCGCCUGGUGUGCCCGCUGUGCCCGCGCUCCUUCGCGUCGGCCGCCGAGCUGGGCCGCCACACCGCCGCCGCGCACCGCCUCGACAAGCUCUACUGGUGCCAGCAGUGCCACUACCGCUCCGACUCCAAGUCGAACCUGCUGCGCCACCUGCGCACACACACGGGCGAGAAGCGCCACGCCUGCCCCGUGUGCCCCUACCGCGCCGGCCAGCGCUCCGACCUGCGCCGCCACCUGCGCGUGCACGCCCUCCGCCGCGCCCACAACGCCCUGCAGUGCCGCCUCUGCGACUUCACAACUCCCACGCCCGUGGCCUUCGCGCUGCACAUCCUGGAGGCACACUCCAAGGGCGGCGCCCACGACCCGCUGCAGGACGACGCCUAGGCGGGCGUGGGCCGUAGCAGGGGGGCAAAGGGGAGGUGAGGGCAGGAGGAGGGGGGUGAGGGAGGAGGAGCGCAGUGAGCGCCUCGUGCGCCGCGCUUCCCGGCGCCAG